AACAAAAUGGCGAGGACUAAUGGUUUUAUUUUAGCACUUUAGACACCUUUAUACGCUUUACACUUUUAUUUUUUAUAACCCAGUCCGGUUACUUGUGUAAUCGGACAGUUUGACUUCCAAGGUAAAUAUGAUCCGUGGUCUUGUGCGGAGAUGAAACGACUGCAGAUCUUUAUAUCAAUUAUUACUUCUUUAUAAAUAACAAUAAUAGUAUUUUAUACUUUUAAACCCGUAUAAACCCCUUCUUUCCCACCGCAGUGAGCAGAGCUUCGGAGAAACUGAAACGGCUCAAAGUCCUUUAACCUGUUGAUAAUCUGAAGACUGGUUGAAGUUCAGCUCUGCGCUUAACCUUUCCCUUACAUUAAAUUAUGAGUUGUCACCGCCACUACAGCGGGAUACAGCCGUAAAGCGUUACGGCUUAUAAUUUGUUCUUGUACUGUAUAUUCGUCGGAGUUUCAGAUAAAUUACGUUGAAGCAGAUGCUCUUAAUUUACCCGUUUAAGGAGAACUAUCGGGGGACAAAAACCUAAAGCUGAGAUCUAAUAUAGCGAUUUGAAUGAUGGAACCAGAAGCGAAGCAGAAAGUGAUUUACAUCAUCUACCUCAUCGCAGCGCUGGACAUCACCUGGCUCUUUCUCCAGUUCUCCAUAACACCGUAUUUGGCGAGGAGGCUCGGGUUCGAUACUAUUUGGUUCGGGUAUCUGCAGACCACAGUCGGAGUAAUUCAGCUGCUUGGAGGCCCUAUUUAUGGAAGGUGUGCAGAUGUGUUCGGAGCACGCGCAGCUCUCACUGUGUCUUGCUUGGCAUCAGUGGUUUAUUUCCUACUGUUAACAGUGGCAGACAACACUUUUAUGCUUUUCGUGCACAAACUACCUGCUGUUUUCAUGCAUGGACUGCCAGGAGCUCAGAUGGUGGUUGCAGAUCUGUCAGAGAAUGAGAAGCGAGCAGAUGCUCUUGGGAAACUCGGCCUCUGCUUUGGCAUUGGCAUGAUCGCAGGAUCAUCACUGGGUGGGACCCUCAGCACACGCUUUGGGGAAAAGUUUGCAGCAUCGUUUGCGGCUGUCGGAAGUUUUGUUUCUUUGCUGUUGGUGUUGAACUUCAUCCCUAAACAGACUAAAAUACAAACCAUGCCAGAGAGUAACAAGAAGGGAUCAUCAAAUUCCGUGUUUAAUCUGGGGGAGAUCACUAGACUGAUGAAGUUUCCAGGUGUUGCAAAGACUUUUACAGUGAAGAUUAUUUCUGGAUUGCCAGCAGGUAUAUUUCAAGUUAUGUUCUCCAUCAUUGCCAUGAACUUCUUCCAACUGAAGGCAGAGCAGAAUGGCUAUCUGAUGGCUUACUUUGGCAUAGUACAAAUGGUAAUCCAGGGUGCUGUAAUUGGGCGUCUUACGUCUAGAUUUUCAGAGUAUUCUUUAUUGCUGCUCUCUGUUGGGAUAUCCAGUUUAGUGGGCCUUGCACAGGCUAUGAUGACCAAUGUAUUUCAUUUUUGUUUAAUCGUAGUGCCGAUGAUGUUUUCUCUAAGUGUCUUCAAUGUCAUCACAGAUAGCAUGUUGACCAAGAGUGUGUCUCCGUCUGACACAGGAACCAUGCUGGGUCUGUGUGCGUCGGUGCAGUCUCUUUUGCGAACUGUGGGCCCAACCAUUGGAGGAUUCCUCUAUGAGACAUAUGGUGUGCCAUCCUUCGGAUACAUCCAGUGUGUCAUUAAUGCUGCUGUCUUUAGCCUUCUACUAGCCACCGGAGGGCGCUCACAGCCACACAGACCAUAAAAAUUGUGAAAAGGGUUGUUUCAUGGCCACACUGUAUGACAGAGGGCAGUUUACAACAAACCAUGGGCAUUGAACUUACCUCCUCACACACUGGGGAAGGACUUAACCCAGCUGAUCUCAGUUUUGUUAAUACCACAAACAUUCAAAAUAUCUUAUGUUACUGUCAAGUUACUCCACUUUAUAUCACAGGUUAGCUCAGGAUUGUUUUUUUAAUGAAGUUUCAUAUCUUAAAAAGGAGCUGGCAUGUAAAUGUCUACUGUAGGUCAGUACAAAGAAGCGCAAUAUGCUUUUAUCUGUGGCAUUAGGGUAGUUUAAACAAUCCCAUAUUAUAGAGUAAUUAUUCAUUAUAAUAAUGUUGCAGUUAUAAGACAUCAUGAAAAAGAACAAAAUUCAAAAUAGAUCAUUUUGCAUCUGAAACUUCUUUUGUUUUUUUCUCUCUCUCCAUAUUUAUCUUGUUCUUCUGCACUGCAACUCCUGCCAAGUUCUUCAAGAUCGCCCAAACUGUGAGAUUCAAUGUGCACAUUUUAUUAUAUGACACUGCUCUAAUGCUGGAUAGCACCCCUUUUCAAAUCUCGAGUGAAAUCUGUCCACUCUUUUCCAUGUUUAGCUUCACAGCACAUGCUUAUUAGUCCAGCUGCACAUGUUCACAUCACUGGUACAUAGAUUCUGACUUUUACUCUGUUCCUCACAACAAGGUGGAUUUAAGUUUCCAAAAAUAAUGUUUCAAGAAUGUUCUUUAUUAGGCAGACGUUAAGCAGAAUGCACUAACAGCUUCAGUUAAAAUAUACUUUCGUUGCAUCUUUUUUUCAUACAGGUGCAUCUCAAUAAAUUAGAAU
Messenger RNA from Sinocyclocheilus anshuiensis, 2594 nucleotides. RefSeq names its product solute carrier family 22 member 18-like. Gene Ontology annotation, cellular component: nuclear envelope. The record is from RefSeq and is a predicted model, not a curated record. Gene Ontology annotation, biological process: transmembrane transport. Bases 553 to 1758 code for a protein of 401 amino acids. The transcript is spliced from 10 exons. Gene Ontology annotation, molecular function: transmembrane transporter activity. Lineage: Eukaryota; Metazoa; Chordata; Actinopteri; Cypriniformes; Cyprinidae.